Messenger RNA from Thelazia callipaeda (thelaziosis nematode), 2382 nucleotides. The record is from the annotation of a GenBank genome assembly. NCBI's taxonomy places the organism in Eukaryota, Metazoa, Nematoda, Chromadorea, Rhabditida, Thelaziidae.
AUUGCUAAUUUGGGGGUCAUGCUGGGUGUAUAUUUACCGACUAUCCAGCACAUUCUCGGUGUAACUAUGUUUAUUCGACUUGCAUGGGUCGUUGGCAUUGCAGGCAUUAUUGAUACAAUGAUUUUGUUGUUUCUUUGCUGUUUGUGUACAUUGUUGACAAGUAUUUCGCUUUCUGCAGUCGCAACAAAUGGUAUAGUUGAAGGUGGCGGAGUUUAUUUUAUGAUUUCAAGAAAUUUGGGAGCAGAAUUUGGAAGUGCUGUGGGUAUUUUGUUUUAUUUAGCAAAUACGGUAGCUGCCUCCAUGUAUUUGGUUGGUGGAGUUGAAGUAAUGUUGCUUUACAUCUUUCCAUCGUUAACUAUUGGUGGCAAUGAAGUACACAGCGAUACUGGUUUAUGGGGAAUGAUGUCUCAUAAUUAUCGUAUUUACGGUUCAGCAUUUCUUUUACUUGAAGUAAUGAUAGUCGCUAUGGGUGUUCGUUUCGUGCAACUUCUCGCACCAGUGCGUUUUUCAUUACACCUUUUUACUAGUUCUGUAAUUGAAUCUUACAGUAUAUCAGAUGAUUUCUGCAAUCGUACAACAGCGUCCUUUUGUACUCAUUUUACUGCAUCUAUGUUAAAAUGCACAAAUGCUUUUCCGGGAAUCAAUGCAGAAAAUUUUUACAAUAAUUUGAAACGAAUGUACAUGGAAGCAGGAGAAUCGUAUCCAGGAGUAGCGGCUGAUGAUGCCGGAUUAGAAGUUUCUCAAGAUUUUCGAACAAGUUUCUUUAUUUUACUGGCCAUCUACUUCCCAGCUGUUACUGGUAUAAUGACUGGAACAAAUAUGAGUGGUGAUCUUAAAGAUCCCCAACGAUCAAUUCCAUAUGGAACCAUCGCAGCAACCCUAACUACCUCAACUAUUUAUUAUGCACUAGCAUUACUCUUUGGUGCUUCCAUUACAGGACCAGUUUUGCGUGACAAAUUCGGACGAAGUCUUGACAGUUCUAUGAUUGUCGCAUUAUUAUCUUGGCCUUCUCCAUGGGUUGUUAUUAUUGGUUCAUUCUUAUCUACUUUUGGUGCGGCACUGCAAUGUUUGUGCAGUGCUCCACGUUUAUUGCAGUCAAUUGCUAAAGAUGAUGUUAUUCCACUUUUAGCACCAUUUGCUAAAGUUACUAAAAGUAAUGAACCAUUCCUUGGUCUAUUGAUCACAGCAUUCAUAGCAGAAUUUGCUAUUCUACUCGGUGCUGUUGAUAAAAUAGCCGAAGUGUUGGAUUUUUUUUUUUUGAUGUCGUUAUCAUUAACAGGUGCAGGCCUAUGUUUUUUUAUAAUGUUUGCAUCUCGCUGGCAGUAUGCAAUACUUUCAAUCAUUCAAACAUUUAUUAUUUACAAAUAUGUUGAAUGGAAAGGAACUAAAAAAGAGUGGGGAGAUGGAAUAAGAGGUUUGGCUCUAUCGACCGCACAGUACAGCUUACUAAAAGUUGAAGAUAAAGAUCCACACCCUAAAAAUUGGCGUCCUCAGUUGCUUGUUCUUAUGUAUGGAGCGUGGUCGAAAGAUAUUAUUGAUAUGCGAUAUGUAAACUUAAUCAAUUUGGCUGGUCAGUUAAAAGCAGGACGAGGCUUAGCUAUUGUAGUGGCACUCAUUAAAGGCUCAGUUUCAAAUCGCUUUUAUUUUCAGGUGAAAGAGCGAAUUCAGCGUGAUAUGCUACAGGUUCAUCUACGUGGUUUUGGCAAAACCAUUAAUUUUGCAUGUAAAUUCCAGAUUGAUGGCUGUAUUACAACACUUUUUCAAAGUAUCGGUAUUGGUGGUCUAAAACCCAAUACUGUUUUGAUAAAUUGGCCCGAAAGACCAGAAGAAAAUGAAAUUUUUGCAGUAGAGCUAAUUGAAGCUGUUGCUAAUGAUGAAUGUAUUAUGUUAACAAAAGGUAUAACAGCAUUUCCAUUAUCGUCAAACGAUCGACUUACCGGUUGCAUUGAUAUCUGGUGGAUUUCACACGAUGGUGGACUUCUAAUGUUGGUCGCAUUCCUUCUAAAACAGCAUAAAGUAUGGCGAGGCUGUGAAUUAAGAAUAUUUGCAACACCAGAAAUACCUGAGAAAAGUACUGAUUUGAAAGAAAUGCUGCAAAAAUAUAUUUAUAUGUUACGCAUAGAUGCAGCAGUUUAUGUAAGUCUUGCUUGGAGCCAUUUUCAGGAGAGCAUCCAUCUGAAUACCAUUAAGCGUUUUAAUGAUGUAAUCGUAGAAAAUUCAUAUCAGUCACAAUUAGUUCUUCUAAACCUUCCGCGUCCAUCGACAGAAAAAAAUACAAUAAUCUCUCACUACAUAAAUUAUGUUAAUGCACUAACGCAUAAUCUUCAACGAAUUCUGUUCAUUGGUGGUAGUGGCAAGGAAGUAGUCACAGCGCAUUCAUAA